AUGCCAGACGAGGUGGUGUACCAGGUGUUCAACUAUGCGGAGGACAGCUUCCUGCGCGUGCCGGUCGGGUUGGGACAGGCUGGCGCCGGCCGGAACGACACCUGCGAGGGCGUCUGCCGGUGGAUCUGCCAGAAGCUGAAAAUACGGCCACUCGUGUUUUCCCUGGUGGGCCUGCGCCUACACGGUGAACGAUGGUUUGUCGCCGGCAGUUCGCGGCCAUCGACGGACAAAAAGUAUGAUUUUCGCGUCCGUUUCAAGGUACCGGAUCUCUCGUCUCUCAAAACGCUGGACCUACCGCUGUUCAACUACUACUACAGCCAGUUGCGAUGCGACCUGCUGCAGAACCGGAUACCGGAGAUCGAUUACCGGAAGUACAAGAAUAAAAUCCUCGGCUAUGUUGUGAACGACAUGUACCGGAAGAUGAUCGAGGACAAUGUUAGCUUGAACGAGCUGCGGCGCGACUUCGAGAAGUACAUCCCGCGCAAGAUCAGCCGCGAGCAUCAGGUGUGCUUUUUCAAUGUGGCCCAGAAACGAAUCUUUGAAUCGCUCAGCUUGAUCCGCAAUAAGGAUCACGACGUAAACUAUGUUAAGAACGUGUACAUUAACGACAUCGACAACAUAGCCCCGGGCUACCUAUACGAGGAGUAUAGUGGUGACAUACGAUACCCGAAGGGCGAAUUUACGUCGCGUACGGGAAAAUGUCCAGUAAAGUUGCGCUUCCAACCGUACGGCACUGUUUCGUCCCGGGAGCCAGCGAAGUACGACUCGAACGGACUCGGACACCACGAGGGUAGUGCCCUAGUGGAAGCCGACGACGCCCUUGCCAGUCCGGGACUGAAAGUAUUCUACUCCUGCAAGUGGCAGCAUGUGACGAACAUAGACGAGAUUCUGACAAUUCUGGUGGAAAACUUGACGGUCAAGCUGGCACUAGAAGACCAACCCGAACCCUACUGUAUAGACUUUCACGAUCAGACUGAACUGAACUCUUUUGUAACUUGCUUGGCCGGUUAUUAUAGGUUAAUGUGCAAAUGGACUGUGUAUUUAUGUCAGGAUUAUCUAUCCUCGCCAUCGCUGGAUUGGUUAAAGGAGCUCAAAUGUCACGGGCCAAUCGGCGGCAAAUAUUCUACGGAUAAAAUUCGGGUAAAAAACAGUAGUCUCGGUGCUUGUGUCAUACGGCAGUGCGAGGACCAUUACGAUACAUACUUUGCCGAUAUGCUCGAGGAAGCAGAAGUGAUUAAAACGUACAAACUGACCUACACCGACGACGGGCAGUGGAACGUCCAGCGUGGGAAAGAAACCGUCUACGAGUGCAGCUGUCUACCGGAAGCGCUCAAGAGUUUAAACCCCGAUAUUGCGAGCGUUUACCGAUUGCCACCCUCGGACAAUGACACCGCCCCGAAAUUGCUGCUCUGUCGCCCGACAGCCAAAACGUCCCCGAAGCGGCUACUUCGCGGUAGUACACAGGAUCUGGGUCAAAAGCGGGCGUGCAUCAUCAACGCGUCGAAGGAGUUGGUGAUCAAUCGAAAUGCCCUGGAAGACGAAAGCGAUGGUUUCACGCAACGAACGCGAGCCGAUUUUCUUCUUCCCAGUAACAGUAAAAUUGAAGUUAGUCUGAAGCUGCUAAAAAGCGACAGAGAGGGCGAACAUCUGAAGGACUUUCUGCAGAUCGCUGGCCAGUGGGCAACGAUCGAUUCAAUCGAUAUCAUCAAACUGUACGGUAUGACACUCUGCAAACCGAUCACGAUGGUGCUCGAGUACGGUCGGUACGGACGGUUAGACGAGUUUUUGCGCUCCCGGCGCCUACGGCCGACGGCCCUGAUCGAGGUGGGACACUCGCUAGCCCGUGCGAUCUACUAUCUUCAAAAGCACGGUAUCCAUCACGGUAACAUUCGCUGCUCGUCGAUGCUAGUCACGCAGUUCGAUGCGGACGAUCAGCGAAUUGUAGCGAAACUGAGCGACCCGGGCAUGCACGGACAACGGCGCCUCACGAAGCACGAUCUACUUUGGCUACCGUACGAGUAUCAGGAUCUGAGCGAUGAAAGCGUUGCUAAACUGCGCCAGGAUCCGCUGGUCGAUGUUUGGGCCUGCAUAUCUACGCUCUGGGAAAUCUUUAGCCGAGGCAGAAAGAUGCACGUUUAUAAGCCGGUCGAGUUUUUACCGACUCGCAUGUGGCUCCAAACGAUGGUAGGCGAACUGCGGGACUGCAAACAGAUCUGCGAGUGUUUGACGUUCGGCUGGCAUACCGAUCCGGACAAGCGCCUCGCGCCGCAAAUGAUCGUGGGGUUGCUGGUGCACGCACGGCAACUGGACAGCUACUGCACGGUCGGGAACGGUCACGCGAACGGCGCGCACUCGGGCGGUGGCCCCAACAUGCUGAAUGGAUCGUUCUUCAAAAGCAGUAUCCUGUCAAUGGAAACCAAUUCCACACUAGUACGCACCGAUUGCACGUCGUCUUCUUACGUAAGCAACGGCAGCGAUAGUGAGUUGCGUAGCAAUGCAUCCAGCGGUAGUAGCUCAAUGCCGCUCAUCUCGAACCGCGCUAACCACUUCAGUGGGGACUCGUACCUGGAGAAAACGUUCUACGACUGUCCGGACUACAUACAACACGGUGGGGCGCGUAUCUUUUUUCACGAAACCCUCGGCGAGGGCAACUACGGACGGGUGUACCGUGGCACGCUCGAAGAGGGAAAUACGUCGAUGGUGGUAGCACUGAAAACGAUACACGACGACCGGCCGGAUAUGGGGCGCGUGCGAGACGAUUUUAUCCGCGAGGUGGACAUUAUGAAGAGUCUGCGGCACCGGAACAUCGUGCACUUCAUUCGCUUCAUCGAUGAUCACGACAAGCUGGUGGUGGUGAUGGAGUACGUGGCACAAGGAUCACUACUUUCGUUCCUCGGCUACCAGCGCCACAAUCUCGAGGAGCUCGAUCUGCUGCGUAUGGCGCGCGAUAUUGCGAACGGCAUGCACUAUCUGUUUGAGAAGAAGAUCGUGCACCGCGAUCUAGCGACACGCAACAUUCUAGUCGAAAGUGUCGAUUGCGUAAAAAUUUCCGACUUUGGACUGGCGCAGGUUACGGAGGGCGGCAACUACUAUGUGGUUCGCCACAAGCGCGAGCUGCCACUGCGAUGGUACGCACCAGAGACUCUCGAAACUCAAAAGUAUUCCUUCCAAUCGGACGUUUGGUCGUACGGUGUGACCCUUUACGAGAUGUUCACGUACGGUGGCAAUCCGUACUCCAAUGUAGACAUCCAAACCGCGGAACAGUUGUAUCAACUGUUACAAAAGGAGAAAAAAAUAUUACAGCUUCCGGAAGUAUUUUCCUACGUGUACGAUAAGCUAAUGGAGCCGUGCUUCAAGCGCAACCCACACGAACGGCCGUCAUUUCAGGAUCUAAUGACGCAGCUUGAUGAAAUGAUUGGUCAGUACGGUGAGCUGCUUUAGUGUGGUGUUGUUACUGCAAAAAUACCAAACAUAUGAAAAGGAGAGGCCAAGGAUUUUAAAGAAAAGGUUGUGGUUCUAUGACGUUACGACACGCCGGUCGCUCACAUGGGCAGAUUCUGCAAAUAUCUCUUUCGGAUUGAAAGGAACAAAGUCUUAUAAAGAGCCUGCAAGUAGUCCAUGCUCCAAAGAGGGGGUCCUAAACGCGUGUGUAAUGGGUGAGUUAAAUCACCUCGUCCCUGACGAAACUAAUCUAAAAUAGAUCGAAAUGUAUGUACCGUGAUUGCAUAGACGUGGCUUAUUUAGAGCAUCGGAAAAAAAACGAAACGAUCACAGAGAAACCUAACGACAGAGUGGUGAGAAAAUCUAUUUCUCCCCAAAUGUGCUAUUUUAUUUAGAAAGGCCUAGGGAAGAAACUUUGAACGAACAGGAAGUGAGCAACGUUUGAAAUUUGCAGAAAACGAACACGUGCCAGUCCUGCAUUCAGCUGCGUCAACCACCGUAACGCACGCUCGUUGUUGGUAAAUCGGUGCCAGUACCUUAUUUCCUGAGUCAAUUUUACUAGCUACCUACGACCAAUUUCUACCCUUCGGCUCUUCAUCUAGCCUUUUUUAACCUGUAUCGAGCACUGAUAGAAAGAGCUUUGUUAAUCGAUAACUGUUUACUGUUGAAAACUUGAGAGCGUAGACUAAUGUACGGCACUCGCUUUGAGCAGCCCAAAGGUUUCGAAACAUUGGACAGUGAGAGUAAGACAUAGGGUGCAUGGAAGGAUUUCCACCAUAGAUUCUGAUAAAGACCAAAGUUUCGUUCACUUAUCAUGGCGUUGCUCCAUCUCUUCUUUUCACACUACGCCCUACUCACUUCUGGAGUGGAACUUUCGGCUUAAAGAACACUAAACGUACAGAGGAAAAACAUAGAUCAAUUUCUCAAAGUGCCACUUAAAACUGCAACCUGAAGACAAAAAGACAGGGUAGGAGAAACAGACGUAGUUUAAAAGGAAUGGUAGUAAAAAUGGUUUAAACCAUCGACGAAACGAAACGACACACACUCCUUGUCGAGCAUAGCCAAAUGACAGGCACCAAUGAACGCACGGAGCGUGAAUUUUGUGGGCGAAUUCUAAUUACUUCCACGGGUCAUAUCGGAGGUUUCACUGAUAAAAUAAUUAAGCAUGCGAAUUCCGAAUUAUCUAUUAACCGCGUAGAUCGCCCAAGUUGUGCCGUACCGUGUGCCAGUAACAAAAAAAAGCACUACAGUGUACCGCACCUAGUUAUGUACUAAGAGAACAAACACGAAAUGGCCGCCGAUAAGGAAAGUAAUCUCACAUUUAUGUGAAACAAACUGACCAAUGCGAACGAGGUACGAACAAAACAAAAAAUAGAGUCUUCAUAAGAACCGCCGUGCUUUGUUUAGUAUCCCAUAUAUCAGAUAGAAUAUCGUUUAGUUAAAUAGUGUUUAGCGUGACAAAAAUACUUAAGAGCGUCGUCGUUGUCCAGUCUGUUCACAGUAAUCCAUAAAAAAUGGCGGCGUUAGAAUUGAUGUGUAAAUCGGUUUCUACAUGGCUGAAUAAUGGGGUCGAGUUCACGUCGAGAGCUUUCGAUAUCUUCUGAUCCACCCUUUGUGCAACUCUUGUAAUGAACGGAGGCAACCGAGGAUGACAAAGUCUGGAAACUGGUGCAAACUAUUGAAUGGGAAGCAUAGCCGCGUUCAAGGUUAGUAAGAAGGUUUUGCUCUGUUUUGUGUUUUCUUGUGGCAUUUUAAAGACGAUGUAUAGGUUGAUAUUAAUUGCUAUUGCUUUUGCUGCUUAAAGUAUGAGCCCCACUCGGUUAAGUUAAGUAUUAAGUUUGGAAAAGAAAAGGGCUGCAUUUGGAAGUUUUAGUCAGUAGUCAUGUUUAUUACGGAAGGGAUUUCAACGUUUUAUUCCCACCUUCGCAAUGCGCGGUUGUGUUAGAAGCCUUAUGAAUUUGCACCAGCCUGAAUUUAGAUAGACGCAAAGAAUGUUGAUGAAAGGUUAGUUAGAAAUCGAGGAGAUCAGUCCUAGAGAGAGAAGAGCUUUAGCUGAGUGCUGUGUGGACGUACGAUGCAACGUUUUAUAGCAACUAUCGAUCACCUUUUAUUAGGACUCUGUUAUACUUUGCAUUCAGCAAAACUUGCUACGUUUCGUCACUUUACUACACUAUGUAUAGACAGUUCGUUUUGGGACCGAAAGAGCUUUUGGUUGCCCUGGAGAAGUAACCAUUUUUAUCUGUCGCAUAUAUUAUGUAAGAAGAUACGACAAAAAGACUAGUAUAACGAGACAAUGAAAUAAAACACAUGUAUUCUUGCGGAGGCACACGAAACACAAACAUGUAGAAAAAGAACUGCGCAAACAAGAGCAGACACUCGAAUAAGAAUUCAUACAAGCUCCAUUAAUUCAAUCGAUUCAAUUGAUCUUCGACUUCCUGAACGUCGUGUGCGUAUGUGUUUAUUUAUCAAAACUGCAAGAAGAUCCUGUUCCUGGGGAACUGGCACCAAAAGGAAAACGGAAUCCCACUAUCAUGCUUUUCGCGGGUCGUACAAAAAUAAAAAAACGUAACAAUUGUGAUGAUGCGAAGAAAUCGAAGCCAUGUGCGGACUACGUGGUACUGGUGUUGCAAAAAUACUAUACCAUACUUUGGGUACUUAUGUACGAAAGAAGAAAUGUUAGAAGAAAGAUAUAUCAGAUCAGUUGUCCCUUUGUAAUGUUUUAGGAUCCAGAGGUACAGGGAACCGAGAAGAUAAAACAUACAUGAACUCACAAAACCUACAAAAAGUCGUUUUAACUAUGCGAAAGAGUAUUCUUCUUAUAAAGAUUGAGCAAAACUUGAGUGUUUAUCGGUGUUCACAGUAAUGGUAG
This is a messenger RNA of Anopheles bellator, 6310 nucleotides long. RefSeq names its product tyrosine-protein kinase hopscotch (gene hop). The record is from RefSeq and is a predicted model, not a curated record. The transcript has 14 exons. Gene Ontology annotation, biological process: peptidyl-tyrosine phosphorylation; cell surface receptor signaling pathway via JAK-STAT; cell differentiation. Gene Ontology annotation, molecular function: ATP binding; non-membrane spanning protein tyrosine kinase activity; cytokine receptor binding. Bases 1 to 3441 code for a protein of 1146 amino acids. NCBI's taxonomy places the organism in Eukaryota, Metazoa, Arthropoda, Insecta, Diptera, Culicidae. Gene Ontology annotation, cellular component: cytosol.